AAGAGGGUGAUUGCUAGUGCCUUCAAAGGAUGUCUGUCGGCACUGACUGCGAGGCUUUCCCACCAUGCCAAUCCGUAAGCUUGUCCACCUGAAAAUGGUGCGCGGCACAGGUUAUAUGCUUUGAAGUCAUCAACGAACAGGCUGUAAUACUACUACUCUACAGACCCCAUUUGUCAUUACCGUGGCACCCGGACCGUGUCGUGGAUCUUGACUAAUAGUGAUUCUACUCGCAUCGAUGAGAUCCCCUCAGUUAUCGUUCUUACUGCGCAUCGGUACAUAACGAUACUAGUACAUCUCGGGGUCGGCUGACCAGCAGCUGUUAUAAGACGUACUGAAUUGAUUCUCAUUCCAGCCCACUUGACAUCAUGAUGCUAGGAUCCCUCAUCACGGCCGACUAUGCUGCUGGUCUUGUUGCAUCCAUAGCAGUGCUUGUUGUGUUGCACAAGAAAUCCUCGUUAGCGAAUGGUAAGAAUACCAUUCCGUUUCCACCUGGACCUCCCGCCCGUUGGUUCUGGAGUAACGCUUUGCCUUCUGUCAAUAUUGCUCGUGCACUGACUGACCUUGUUCGGGAGUAUGGGCCUGUGGUAUCGUUCCGACAAGGCAGUAAAGUGAUCGUUGUCAUUGGCAGUGUCGAGGCAGCCACAACCAUCAUGGAGGCUGAAGGUAGAUCCCUGGUAGAUCGUCCUCCGUCUAUUGCUGCGGGAGAGAUGCUCUCAAAUGGGAUGCGUAUUGUUAUGGCUCGUUCCGGAGAGCGCUUCCGGCGUCUCCGCAAAGCGGUUCAUACCCACCUCCAGCCCAAGGCGGCAGAGGUAUACAAAGAUAUGCAGCACGAUAACGCAAGGAAAUUUAUAUUGGACAUUAUGAAUGACCCUAAGAACCACCAGAAGCACGCAUCACGGUACUCAGCAUCAGUCAUUCUUCGGGUGACUUAUGGGAAGUCUACACCAACUGCCUACAACGAUCCCGAAGUUAUCCGUAUCUACAAAGUCCUCGAUCAUUUUGACAUUGUGAUGCGUCCAGGAGCUUAUCUCGUCGACCGUGUGCCUCUUUUGCGCUACUUGCCUGGUUACGGAAAGCAACUUACUGAGUGGCAUAAUGAAGAACUGAGUUUAUACAGUCAUCAGUUAGGACGCGUCAAGAGCGAAAUAGAACAAAACAAAGCGGGUCCCUCUUUCACCAAGACACUAUUGGAACACACUAAAGAUCACCAACUCGUAACAGAUGAGAUGGCCUAUCUCGCUGGAACACUCUUUGGUGCAGGUGCUGAAACAACCUCCGCGGGAAUUACCACUGCUAUUAUGGCUGCGGCGUGUCACCCACUGGCUCAGGCAAAGGUGCAUGAAGAGCUCGAUAUGGUCAUCGGAUCAGACAGAGCACCAACAUUUAAAGACUCGAGCUCGCUUCCUCAAUUGUACGCGUUCCUGUGGGAAGCUUUGAGAUGGAGACCUGUCAUCCCCAUAGGAUUUCCCCACCACGCAACUCGGGAUAUUAUUUGGCAAGGAUAUCGUAUUCCUGAGGGUGCAACAGUCUACGGAUGCCAUUGGGCGAUCUGUCGCGAUCCAAUUGCCUUUCCAGAUCCUGAAAAAUUUGAUCCUCAACGCUGGCUUGAUUCCGAAGGCCGCCUUAAGGACGGUAUGAAGUCUUUCACCUUUGGCUUUGGUAGACGGGUGUGUCCCGGCAGGCAUCUCGCAGAGAAUUCAAUGUACAUCGCCUUGGCACUUCUCUUCUGGUCUUUCCGAUUUGAUCAACGACCUGACGCCCCGAUCAACACGCGGGCUAGUGACACUGUUGUUUCACGUCCGGCGCCAUUUGAAGUUGAUGCCAUUCCACGGAUCGAAGUUGCAAGGUUGAAGGAGAUGAUGGCGGAUGAAAGUAUGUGUUGA
Suillus subaureus is the source of this 1883-nucleotide messenger RNA. Its product is annotated as cytochrome P450. NCBI's taxonomy places the organism in Eukaryota, Fungi, Basidiomycota, Agaricomycetes, Boletales, Suillaceae. The record is from RefSeq and is a predicted model, not a curated record. Gene Ontology annotation, molecular function: monooxygenase activity; iron ion binding; oxidoreductase activity, acting on paired donors, with incorporation or reduction of molecular oxygen. The transcript is spliced from 12 exons. Bases 366 to 1883 code for a protein of 505 amino acids.